Haliotis rubra (blacklip abalone) is the source of this 447-nucleotide messenger RNA. RefSeq lists its product as uncharacterized. The transcript has a single exon. NCBI's taxonomy places the organism in Eukaryota, Metazoa, Mollusca, Gastropoda, Lepetellida, Haliotidae. The record is from RefSeq and is a predicted model, not a curated record. Bases 1 to 447 code for a protein of 148 amino acids.
AUGAUGCUGGCUGCUGAUACGUCACUCCUGAUGAAGCGGGCUGCUGAUGCGUCACUCCUGAUGAUGCGGGCUGCUGACGCGUCACUCCUGAUGAUGCGGGCUGCUGACGCGUCACUCCUGAUGAUGCGGGCUGCUGACGCGUCACUCCUGAUGAUGCGGGCUGCUGAUGCAUCACUCCUGAUGAAGCAGGCUGCUGAUGCAUCACUCCUGAUGAAGCAGGCUGCUGAUGCAUCACUCCUGAUGAUGCGGGCUGCUGAUGCAUCACUCCUGAUGAUCCAGUGUAGUGAUGCGUCACUCCUGAUGAUCCAGUGUACUGAUGCGUCACUCCUGGUGACUCGGGAUGCUGAUGCGUCACUUCAUUUGGUCCAAGCUGUUCCCCCAUCAUUUCAGAUGGUACACUUUGAUGUAUCACUCCUGAUGGCUGGACACGCCCAUCUGUAUGAAUGA